This is a messenger RNA of Tetrahymena thermophila SB210, 1140 nucleotides long. RefSeq names its product transmembrane protein, putative. NCBI's taxonomy places the organism in Eukaryota, Ciliophora, Oligohymenophorea, Hymenostomatida, Tetrahymenidae. The record is from RefSeq and is a predicted model, not a curated record. The transcript has 8 exons.
AUGGUCUUAAAAAAAUUGUUGGUUGGUUGGUAGGUUUUUUUAUACUUCUUUAUCUAGAUAAUUGAUAUUGUACUCUCAGAUUAAACUUAAAUCGAUUCUCUUUGGUUUGAAUUAAAAGAAUAAAAUGCUUUGAUUGUAAAGACACUUCCUGAUCAAAAAAUAGUUUAUUGGUAACUUGAUUCAUAAGGAUAUAUUUAAAAAUAAGUAAACCUAAUUGGCUGUUAAUGUCCAAUAAAUGAAUCAGAUAAAUCUUUUGUGGAUUAGGAUGUGUUAUACAUAUUUAUUUAUAAUACUGGUGUUUACUAUACUGCUUAAUUUAACGAUAUUAAAAAUGCUUUAGAUAAAUCAUCAUAUGGAUUUUAUAUUAUAUACUAACAAUUUAUAGAAUCUUGGUUUAUAGUUAGAAAAGAUUUAGGUUUGAAUAUUAUUUAUGAUAAUUCUAGCCCUGAUAGCAGCAAUGUUAUAAUAAAGAAACGAGUCAAUUUAUUUUAUGAAAAUGAUAGUAAAUGGAUUAUUUAUUCUGAUCAUGAUGACAAUAAAAAUUAUGCUUUUUGGAAAGGAGUCUAAUAUUUAAUCCCUUUUGGUGAAUUUUCUAAUUAUUAAUACUAUCUCAUAGAUGAAAACAGUCAAUUAUUCUUUGAUGGUUUAAAUUCAAUCUACAAAUUAGAAUUUGAUAAUACUAAUAAAAUAUUAAUUUUGGAAAAAAGUAUUACUCUCGAUUAAGGGUCUAUUUUUUCUCAGCCUUUUACAAUUCCAGGAUAUCAAUAUUAAGUAAUUGUGGUCUAUAUAAACUAAUAACUCUAAUUAUAUGAUACAUAAACUCUAAAUUAGCUUUAUUCUAUUGAAAAUUCCUUAAUUGACAAAUCUUCUGUGUCAAAACCUUUCAAUUUAAUCCUAACAUAUCAAAAUGUAUUAAUUGUUGGUACAAAUAAAUAUACUUUAGCAUAUCAAUAAAAUGCUUUUUCAUCCUAAAAGAUCUCAAUAAAUAAUAAAUAUCUACUUCCAUGCACAGAUAUAGUCUUCAGAAAAUAUUUUUAAAGCAUAUUAUUUGAUUCAAAUAAUUAUUACUUUAUAACUAUGGACGAUUUAGUUUGUUUACCAAGUUAAUACAUGGAUUCAAAGUAAGGUUUUUGUAUUUGA